AUAAGCAGUAACUUAAAAACUCUUCUUGUAGAAUUAUCAUUUUUAUCUUAUCAAGGCCCGUUCACGGAUAACAGUAUUGUUAUGUUGUAAAAUACCUAAACAGCAAAUUAUUUUCAAUUGCUUUAUCGGUGCAGCAGAGUGGUUUUGAAACAAUGACUGACCUAUCUUGGCUUGAAGACUAUGGACAAAAUGACUAUAAAGGCUACGAUAUGUCCUUACUCAAAAUAGACCAAGCUUAUCUUUCAAUAAAUCUUGAAGACCCAACCGCAACAUACAGAAUUUUUCGAAAACAUGUCGAUUGUGUUAAGUGUCCUUUUGUCAAACUGGAAGACUUGGAAACGGAUGACUCUAUUUUAUUAGACAAUACUAGAUUAAUUUUGAAUCAAACCCCAAACAACUUGUACCGGAUAAGCACAACAAAUAGUGAAAUAUUGUACACUUGGGAUAAAUAUGUUUGUGAGUUUGGUGACGAAUUUGGAGAAUUCGGAAUAUACGAAGUGAAUGUAACUAAAGCGAAUCAUUGUAUGGUAAACACAAUCAAAAAUGCAGUAAGCAUAAGUUUUCCUGUUCUUACAGUUUUUCUAAUUUAUUGUGUCCUAUUUUUGGGCGUCUUUGGUCUUGUAUAUUUAUGGAAACACUUUGUGAACAAAAACGAAAUUAAAGAGAAGAAACCCGAAGGGAAAAAACGAGUCAAAUCACUUGACACGUUUCGAGGGAUCAGUAUCGUGAUUAUGAUAUUUGUAAAUUACGGGGCAGGUGGAUACCUAAUUGUGGAUCAUGCGAGUUGGAAUGGUUUACAUAUUGCCGAUUUGGUUUUUCCAUGGUUUAUGUGGAUUAUGGGCGCUUGCACGCCUAUUUCGUUGACUUCAAGUUUUAAGAAACAAAUUUCAAAUACGGACAUUUUUUUGAAUGUCUUGAAGAGAUCGAUAAAAUUAUUCUGUUUGGGCAUAUUUUUGGGUUCAGGACCUACUUUAGAAUGCAUGAGAAUAUUUGGUGUCUUACAAAGAUUUGGGAUAUGUUAUCUUGUAGUCACCACGAUUUGUCUCUUCCUUAUGAAACGGGAAUUUUCCGAAUCAAAACACAAAAUCGGUAAAUUCGUCACCGACAUUUUGAUUUUAUGGAAAGGCUGGAUUGUUGUUUUGGUCAUAUUGUUCGUUCACUGUAUGGUUUUGUUUCUUUUAGCGGACGAAGACUGUCCCCGCGGCUAUUUAGGGCCAGGUGGAUUACACGACAACGGAAAAUAUUUUAAUUGCACAGGGGGAGCCACGGGUUAUAUUGAUGCCGUCAUUUUGGGCAAACACAGGUACCAAAAACCCACAAGCAAAGAAAUUUAUUUGGGAGCCCAAGCGUUUGAUCCUGAGGGAAUUUUAGGGUGUUUAACUUCGAUCGUCCACGUAUUUAUUGGGGUUCAAGCCGGAAUUACUUUAUUAGUGUAUAAAGAACAUUCCGCUCGUUUAAUUCGUUGGUUAUCUUGGAGUGUCUUUGCCGGAAUUAUAGGAGGCGCUCUAUGCGGUUUCAGCAAGGAAGAUGGGGUAAUCCCCGUAAAUAAAAAUCUUUGGUCAAUAUCUUUCGUUUUAGUGACGAGUUGUUUCGCUUUCCUCCUCCUCUCAAUUUGUUACGUACUAAUCGACGUUAAAAACUGGUGGAGUGGCAAACCCUUUCUCUUCGCGGGAAUGAACGCAAUUUUGCUUUACAUUGGCCACCAAAUGACUUACGGCCACAUUCCUGUACGCUGGUUGGUCAAUUGUGAUAAAGACCACGGAACCCAUUUGAUCGCCCUCUUUGAAAAUUUAUGGGGCGCUGGGUUUUGGGUAGUGGUGGCGUACUAUUGGUACAAAAUUAACUAUUUUUUUACGAUAUAACUUUUAGAAAAUUUUAAAUAAAAACAGCAAUUAGUUCUA
Molecule: messenger RNA, 1901 nt
Organism: Tribolium madens (black flour beetle)
Lineage: Eukaryota; Metazoa; Arthropoda; Insecta; Coleoptera; Tenebrionidae
Product: heparan-alpha-glucosaminide N-acetyltransferase-like
Exons: 10
Coding region: 153-1862 (569 amino acids)
Source: RefSeq, a predicted model, not a curated record